Molecule: messenger RNA, 1071 nt
Organism: Sinocyclocheilus rhinocerous
Lineage: Eukaryota; Metazoa; Chordata; Actinopteri; Cypriniformes; Cyprinidae
Gene: grem1a
Product: gremlin 1a, DAN family BMP antagonist
Exons: 2
Coding region: 186-719 (177 amino acids)
Biological process (GO): animal organ morphogenesis
Molecular function (GO): receptor ligand activity; BMP binding
Source: RefSeq, a predicted model, not a curated record
ACUGCCCCAUUCUCUUAAAUGUCAGCACUCAGAACAGAGCUCCAGACCUUAUUUUGAAUCUGACUACGAGUUCUGUAUCAUUUGUUUCAACCUAUUAUUAAUCGUAGUUUGUUAUGGUGCACAAAGACCUUUGUGAACAUAGCUGCAGUCCAUGUGAAGAAGUUUGAACCAUUAUUAAUCUGAGGAUGACUAAAGACGCAUUAGCUGUCACUAUCGCGGUCUUGUGGCUGCUCUGCAAUCCGGCGAGGAUCAGGGGAACCGGGGGAUUUCAAGGCGCCAUUCCUCACCCAAAUAAAUACAGCCCAAACCAGUCGGAACAGUCACCGCAGACACCGCAGGCCAGUUCCAGGGGAACGGGACCGCCUUCAGUCGGGGACGAGGUGCUGGACUCCAGCCAGGAGGCUUUACACGUAACGGAGCGCCGUUACCUCAAACUUGACUGGUGUAAAACACAGCCGCUGAAACUGAUGAUCUACGAGGACGGGUGCCAGCCGCGCGCCAUCAUCAACCGCUUUUGUUACGGACAGUGCAACUCAUUCUACAUCCCUCGGCACGUUUAUCAAGAGGACAGUGCGUUUCAGUCGUGCUCCGUGUGUAAGCCAAAGAGUUUCACUACCGUUACUUACACGCUCUUCUGUCCCGGACAGACUCCCAGCACCAAGAAGAAGCGCAUGCGCCGCGUCAAACAGUGCCGCUGUACUUCUGUCGACUUGGAUUAAAUUUGCUGACGUCUUUGUUUGUAGGCUACUUUUGUCUAAAAGUCACAAAUUCAUAUGGCUGAAAAAUGUGGGAGCAUGAUCGAUUUGUUUCCUCCAUCAUUAGUUGUUCAGCCAUCAAAAUGAGGCCUUUAUAUUGUGAAGAAAUACAAUUGAUGCAAUUAAAUGAAUUAUAAAACAAGUUGGCCAAGUUAUAAUACUAUAAAAUAGUGACAUAUUAAAAAAUAUGCUUAUAUCAUUAUUAUAUUCUCCACUGUGUGGAGCACGAUUUGCGCAUUGAUGCAAAUAGCUUAUUUUGUGGCUUGAUUUGUAAUGUGGGAUACAUUAAAUAUUAGGCUAUGGAUGUAAAUAAGCA